Scylla paramamosain (green mud crab) is the source of this 657-nucleotide messenger RNA. RefSeq lists its product as uncharacterized. The record is from RefSeq and is a predicted model, not a curated record. Lineage: Eukaryota; Metazoa; Arthropoda; Malacostraca; Decapoda; Portunidae. The coding region runs from base 1 to 657 and encodes 218 amino acids. The transcript has a single exon.
AUGGUUCCAAACAAUCACGUCAAGAAGGUUGUUGCUGAUUUCGAGCAAGCCAUUUGGAGAGCCUUCCGUUACAUCUUGCCAAACACCACCAUCCAGGGAUGCCUAUUUCAUUGGGCACAGUGUAUCUUUAGGAAGGUUCAAGACCUUGGUCUGGCGGUUGCAUACCGUGAAAACGGUCUAAUGCAGAAGUUUGUCAGGAAACUCUUCGCUCUCCCAUGUCUUCCUGUUGAACACAUUUGUGCAGCCUUCAACCAGCUCAGCAAUGAACCAUCGACACCAGCCGUAGCUCCACUUCUAGACUACAUCCGAGAUACGUGGAUUGAAGGAGACCUGUGGCCGCCAACUUCAUGGUGCAUCUUCAACCAGUCAACAAGAACAAAUAAUGAUGUAGAGGGUUACCACCGUCGCAUCAAUGAGAAAGCCCGCAAUCAAGCCCACCAGCUCUACAAACUGAUCCCCCUCCUUCAUGCAGAGAGCUGCCUUGUUCCUCUUCAGGUCCAGCUUGUGAAGGAGCAGAAACUGAAAAAGUAUCACCGCAAACGUGCUCAGACCACCCAAGGACGAAUUUUCAGCUACUGGAGGCAGUACGAAGAGGGAACCCUGACAACAUCAUCCUUACUCAAGAAGUGUUCCAGGUUAACUGCUCCCAGUUUGUGA